UCCGCCUCUGAUUGGCCGGCAGCCCCCGCUGCGUUUCCUUGUUAUUAUCGCGAAAGGGGAGAAGUUGUUUUCAAACUUCUUCCUCCUGAAGAGGAUCCAUGUAAAUGAAGACCGCCAUGUCCGCCCUCGCCGGCUGCGGUCGGGCUCUGCUUGUCCUCAGUCUGUUCGCGGCGGCGGACUGCAGCUUCCCGCCUCUGGACCACCUCAGACCCGGAGCCAGCGACCGGGCGCAGGCGGCGGCGGUGUCCGCGCUGCUGCAGCGGCUGCUGGGGAACCGCUCCGCGGAGUUCGUGGUGUCCGUGAACCGGAGCCUGUCCCCCGACAGCCUGGACGUGUGCGAGCUCCGCUCCGGGAAAGGCGACCGGAUCGUGGCCGCGGGGAACACCGGGGUGGCGGUGGCCUCCGGGAUCUACAACUACCUGAAGUAUUUCUGCGGCUGCCACGUUUCCUGGUCCGGGGAUCAGCUGGAGCUCCCCAGCCCCCUUCCCGCGCUGAGCGGCGUCCUGCGCAUCAACACCCCGCACAGGUUCCGGUACUACCAAAACGUUUGCACCGUCAGCUACUCCUCGGUGUGGUGGGACUGGCCCAGAUGGGAACGAGAGAUCGACUGGAUGGCCCUGAAUGGAAUUAAUCUACCACUGGCCUUCACAGGCCAGGAAGCUCUUUGGCAAGAGGUGUAUCGCUCUCUUGGACUAAACCAGUCGGACAUCGAGGAAUUCUUCUCUGGACCGGCGUUUCUGGCCUGGAACCGCAUGGCCAACAUGUAUAAGUUUGGUGGACCCCUGCCACAGUCCUGGCAUGUGAACCAGCUUCGCCUUCAAUUCAGGAUCUUGGAGAGAAUGAGGGCUUUUGGAAUGAUCCCCGUGCUUCCGGCCUUUUCCGGAAAUGUUCCCAAAGGAAUUUUGAAGCUGCAUCCAGAGGCCAACGUCACCAGACUGGGACCUUGGGCUCACUUCAACUGCAGCUUCUCCUGCUCCUACGUCUUGGACCCCAGAGACCCGCUUUUUCUCCAGAUCGGCUCCCUUUAUUUGUCGCAGGUGGUGAAGCAGUUUGGUACCGAUCACAUCUACAACACUGACACUUUUAACGAGAUGACCCCGCCUUCCUCUGACCCCGCCUACCUGUCUGCCAUCAGUCGCUCUGUUUUUGCCUCUAUGACUGCAGUCGAUCCAAAGGCCAUCUGGCUGAUGCAAGGCUGGCUGUUCUUCAGUGAUGCUGCGUUCUGGAAGCCGCCGCAGAUUCGGGCGCUGCUGCACGGAGUCCCGCUGGGCCGCAUGAUCGUGUUAGAUCUUUUUGCGGAGACCGAGCCGGUUUUCUCUUACACAGAGUCCUUCUACGGACAGCCCUUCAUCUGGUGCAUGCUGCACAACUUUGGCGGCAACAACGGCUUCUUUGGCACAGUGGAAAGCAUCAAUUCUGGGCCCUUUAAAGCCCUGAACUUCAAGAACUCAACCAUGGUGGGCAUAGGAAUGACCCCGGAGGGCAUUCACCAGAAUCCUGUCAUAUAUGAGCUGAUGAGUGAACUGGCUUGGCGGAAGGAGUCCGUCAACCUGACCAAGUGGGCGUCCCUGUACGCAGCGCGGCGCUACGGCAGCAUGCAUGAGAGUCUGAGCGCUGCAUGGAAGCUUUUGUUCAGCAGCGUCUACAACUGCACCGUGCCGCACUACAGAAACCACAACCACAGCCCCCUGGUGCGCAGGCCUUCCUUCAACAUGAACACGGGUCUGUGGUACGACCCUGCCGACCUGUUGGAAACCUGGAAGUUGUUCAUGGAAGCAGCUCCAUCGCUGAUGUCCAAGGAGACCUUCCGCUAUGAUCUAGUAGAUGUGACUCGCCAAGUCCUCCAAGACCUCACAACAUACUUUUACCAGGAUAUCAAAGAUGCUUUCCACAGUAAAAAGAUGCCGGAGCUGCUGACGUCCGGCGGCGUUCUGAUCUACGACCUGUUUCCCGAACUCAAUCGACUGCUGAACAGCGACCGGAACUUCCUGUUGGGGACAUGGCUGGAGCAGGCUCAAUCCUUCGCCCUGGACGAGCCGGAGGCGCGGCUUUACGACCUGAAUGCCAGAAACCAGCUGACUCUGUGGGGUCCCAGCGGGGAGAUCCUCGAUUACGCCAACAAGGAGUGGGGAGGCCUAGUGGAGGACUACUACGCCCAGCGGUGGAGCCUGUUCGUCCAGACGCUGGUGGACUGUCUCAACAGCGGGCUGCCAUUCAAGCAGGACGCUUUCAAUCAAGCGGUUUUCCGGGUGGAAAAAGGAUUCAUUUCCAACGGCAGGAAGUACCCAACCAAACCCCAAGGGGACACUUAUGAGAUAGCCCACAGAAUCUUCCUCAAAUAUUACCCACAGGCCCUCAAGAGGCUAUAAGCCCCCGCCAAGGCCCGUCUGCAGGCACAGCAAAAGAAUGUUUCUGUCUUUGUCCUCCAGCACUAUCCACGUAUGGAAGCUCAAAUUGAGUUGACUAGUUUCAGUGGUUUUUAUCAAUAAACAAUCAUAUUUUUAAA
Oryzias latipes (Japanese medaka) is the source of this 2506-nucleotide messenger RNA. RefSeq names its product N-acetylglucosaminidase, alpha (gene naglu). The record is from RefSeq and is a predicted model, not a curated record. Lineage: Eukaryota; Metazoa; Chordata; Actinopteri; Beloniformes; Adrianichthyidae.